Molecule: messenger RNA, 552 nt
Organism: Anguilla anguilla (European eel)
Lineage: Eukaryota; Metazoa; Chordata; Actinopteri; Anguilliformes; Anguillidae
Product: insulin-like
Exons: 3
Coding region: 61-393 (110 amino acids)
Cellular component (GO): extracellular region
Molecular function (GO): hormone activity
Source: RefSeq, a predicted model, not a curated record
CCCUCUCUACCAACAUCUGCCCACCUUCCACCAACUCUGCAGGCACAGCUGUUCGUCGUCAUGGCAUCCUGCCUGCCGGUAAUCUCCCUACUGGUGCUGCUCGUCCUAUCCAGUCCUGGGGCUGAUGCCGGGUCAACCCAACACCUGUGUGGGUCUCACCUGGUCGACGCCCUCUACCUGGUGUGCGGAGAUAAAGGGUUCUUCUUCAACCCCAAGACCAAGCGGGACGUGGAGCCUCUGCUGGGAUUCCUCUCUCCAAAAUCAGGCCAGGAGAACGAGGUGGAUGAUUUCCCCUACAAAGGUCAGGGGGAACUGAAGGUGAAGAGGGGCAUUGUGGAGCAGUGCUGUCACAAGCCCUGCAACAUCUUCGACCUACAGAAUUACUGCAACUGAGGCCUCCUGCCCUCAGCAACCAAAGCCAUGCUUUUAAACCAAGAGCUUCUUCUUUCUGAAAGCAUUUCAUGUCUUUGUUUUACAUGAAAGAAACAAACAAAAAAGCUAAAUAUUUUCCCUGUUUAUCUUUUGCAAAAAAAUAAAGUUUCAUUAAAUGAA